Molecule: messenger RNA, 1906 nt
Organism: Eufriesea mexicana
Lineage: Eukaryota; Metazoa; Arthropoda; Insecta; Hymenoptera; Apidae
Gene: car
Product: vacuolar protein sorting-associated protein 33A
Exons: 8
Coding region: 83-1906 (607 amino acids)
Biological process (GO): vesicle-mediated transport
Source: RefSeq, a predicted model, not a curated record
AUGAAAGCACUAGCUUAAGCUACAGAUGUGGAAUAAGGUGUUUUACGUUUAAUAAUUGUAUAUAAAUUAUAGAAUCGAAGAAAUGUCAUCAGCACAUUUAUCGACAGGACGUUUAAAUGUAGAAAUUCUUCAAAAACAAGCAAGAAAACAGUUACUUUGCUUUCUUGAAAAAUGUGAUGGCACAAAGGUAAUUAUAUGGGAUCAAUCUCUUGCAGGACCAAUUGGUCUUGUUGCAAAAUAUAAUUUACUCGAGGAGCAUGAUGUUGUCACAAUAUAUCCUUUAUGUGGUGGAAGCUUAACAAUACCACCAAAUAUUGUUAAUAUAAUAUUUAUAACUAGACCUCAAUUAAGUCUUAUGGAUUUAAUUGCUGAGAAUGUUCAUGGCGAAGAAGGAAAAAGACCUCGUAAAGAAUUUCAUUUAUUCUUUGUGCCAAGAAAAAGUCUUCUUUGUCAAAAGAAACUUCAAAAUCGAGGUGUUUUUGGUAGUUUUACAUUAAUAGAAGAAUUUAAGUGGGACUUAUUUCCUUUUGACAAUGAUCUUCUUUCCAUGGAACUUAGUGAAUCAUUUAAAGAAUUUCAUCUAGAAAAUGAUCCUACUUGUUUAUAUCAAGUUGCACAAGCUAUUCAUGGUUUACAAAAAUUAUAUGGAAAAAUUUCAAAAGUUACUGGAAGAGGACCUGCUGCUAGCAAAGUGUGGGAGUUAUUAGAAAGAUUAAAUAGAGAAGAAGAAGAUAAUAAAACAUCUGUUCAAUCAUCUAUUAUAGAACAUUUAUUAUUAUUAGAUCGCUCUGUAGAUUUACUUUCACCUUUAGUUACACAGUUAACAUAUGAAGGAUUAAUUGAUGAAAUUUUUGGAAUAGAAUAUAACACUGUGGAGUUACCAGCAAGAAGAUUUCAUGAUUCUCAAAACUCACCAACAACAAUGUCACUUAAUGGGAAAGAACAAAUCAUAUUGAACUCUGGAGAAGAAUUAUUUGCAGAAAUUAGGGAUAAAAAUUUUAAUGGAGUAGGACCUGUUCUUAGUAAAAAAGCUAAAGUUAUUUCAUCACAGUUAGAUGAGAGACAUGGAGAUAAAAGUGUACAAGAAAUUAAACAAUUUGUAGCACGAUUACCACAUAUGUUGGCUACUAAGCAAUCAUUAGCAAAACAUACAACAAUAGCAGAAAUGAUAAAAGAAGUAACAGAUUCUAGUAGCUUUUUAGAAUCAUUACAAGUGGAACAAGAAUUGUUGAACUGCAUUGAUACUGAUAAACCAAAUACUUUUAUAGAAGAUAUGAUAGCACAACAACAACCACUUCUAAAAGUUUUACGACUUCUCUGUAUACAAUCUUUAACAAAUUCUGGACUUAAACCAAAAUUAUUGGACUUUUAUAAGAGAGAAAUAAUACAAACGUAUGGAUAUCAAAACUUACCAACUAUAUUAAAUUUGGAAAAAGUUGGAUUAUUAAAACCACAACAAUCUGCACGCCAAUAUGCAGUUUUACGAAAAGCAUUAAGACUUACAGUUGAAGAUGAAAGUGAAAUUACACCGAAAGACAUUAGUUAUGUUCAUUCUAUAUAUGCACCAUUAAGUGUUCGACUAGCAGAACAACUUAUUCAACCAAAUGGUUGGCAAGGUUUAAAUGAUGUAAUGGGAUUACUACCUGGGCCUACUAUUAAUAGUGUAUCAUAUAAUAUACCAUUAUAUGGAAGAAGAAAUUCUAUUAGCAGUGAAGAUUCUAAUUCAGAACCACCAAAAUUAGUAAUGGUUUUUUUUAUUGGAGGGUGUACAUUUGCAGAAAUUUCUGCAUUGAGAUUUUUAUCUCAGCACGAAGAUUUAAACGUAGAAUUUGUUGUCUGCACUACAAAGCUAAUAAAUGGAAACACGUUCUUAAUGUCAUUAAUGGAAAAUCUAGAAAGUACAUAA